UUAUCUGCUGGUCACAAGCAGGCCCUUGCCAUGAUCAGAGUUACCAUGUCCACCUUGCUCCUCUGGACUCUGAUUGCCUGCAGCAGGGGUGGCCAUGGUGGGGGUGAAGAUUGGCCCAUCCACAGGGCCUGCAGCAGCGACGGCUUGGAGAUUUUCUACCAGAGUUGCGAUCCUUUACAGGAUUUUGGCUUUUCUAUUGACCAGUGUUCCAAACAAUUAAAACCAAAUAUCAACAUUAGAAUUGGACUCAUUCUGAGAGAGGACAUCAGAGAGCUGUUCCUUGACAUAGCUCUGGUCACUAAAGGCUCUUCUAUUUUGAAUUUUUCCUACCCCAUCUGUGAAGAGGACCUUCCCAAGUUUUCUUUCUGUGGAAGAAGGAAAGGAGAGCAAUUUUACUAUGCAGGUCCCAUCAAUAAUCUCGGAGUCAGCAUUCCAACGGGAGAAUAUCAGGUCUUGCUGAAACUAUACAAUGAAAAACGUUCCACUGUGGCAUGUGCCAAUGCAACCAUUAUCUGCUCCUGACUGGCCUGGAAACUCAGUCUCAUGGAAGCUCUGGGACCCCUAGAUUUCCUCCUCUAUAAGAACCAGUGAUGACAGAAAGUGGCUCUACAGCAAUGCGUUUUGGAGUGCAGCUGCUGAAGUCUGCUCUAGGAUCACAUGACACCAGGCUCUGCAGAUGUAAGGAGGCCCCUGGAAAGAUUCACUUCCCAGGACACUCUGUCUGAGUGGUCUCACCAGCCUUCAGGAUCAUGCCUUCUCACCUCAAACUCACAUCCAUUUCACUCUUUAAGAGUAUGUCCCCUCAGUUUCCCAGAAUAAAAUCAGGUGUCCCACAACUGUGUUCAUCACUUGUCCAAACUA
Molecule: messenger RNA, 861 nt
Organism: Perognathus longimembris pacificus (Pacific pocket mouse)
Lineage: Eukaryota; Metazoa; Chordata; Mammalia; Rodentia; Heteromyidae
Gene: Ly86
Product: lymphocyte antigen 86
Exons: 5
Coding region: 31-522 (163 amino acids)
Biological process (GO): positive regulation of lipopolysaccharide-mediated signaling pathway; innate immune response
Source: RefSeq, a predicted model, not a curated record